AUGGCCAUCAGCAGCCCCGACACGCGCCCGCCUCCCCUGCCCAUCGACAAGACCUGCACCUACAAAACCGUCGGCGAGACUUGCAUCCCCAUCGACCUCUACUUCCCGCCGGCUUCGAACGUGGACGCGAUCACGACGGAUGGCGGCCAGGCGGCCAGGCAUCCCAUCAUGCUGUUUAUCCACGGCGGCGGCUGGAUCGGGGCCAACAAGUCGGACUACUCGCGCCCGCUGUUCGUCGAGUUCCUCACGCAUGGCUUCGUCGUGGCCGCCAUGGACUACCGCUUGAGGCCCGAGACGGACUUGGACGGGCAGCUGGCCGACGUGCGGGAUGUGGAGUACUGGCUGCGGGAGAGUUUGGCGCUCGAGACGAGGGCGCACGGGGUGGAGGUGGAUGGAGAGAAGAUUGUGGUGGUGGGCUGUUCGGCGGGAGCCCAUCUCGCACUGUUGACGCCCCAACUAUGGACGGCCAAGCCCAAUGCCAUCUUCUCUAUGUACGGGCCGACCAACCUGCACCACCUUCCUUACCUCCACCGCUUCGCGCACUUGAACAUCAGCAACUGGCCCUGCACGCCCGAAGUGCUGGCCGCGGGCACCCGAUACGACGCGCCGCCGACCGAGAUCCCCAUCCCGACGCCGGGCCUGCCGGGCGACGAUUACAUCCUGCCGCGGAGCUUGCUCGCCAUCCACCUAUUCUCCCGAGGUCUUAUUGCCGAUUUUCUGGUCAAAGGCCUCGUCCGGGACGCCGAUGGGACGUUGGGCCUGCCGGAGAAGGGAUCCGCGAGUAAGGAGGAGAUUGAGGCGAUUAGCCCCCUCCACCUCGCCAAGCACCUCACCUACCCGCCCGUCUACCAGCUCUUGGGCACCGCCGACGACGUCUUUGACACGUCGCACGCUCACCUCUUCCACGCCGCCCUGGACGCCCAGGCCAUCCCCAUCGCCACGACCCUCGUGCCCAACGUCAAGCACGCCUUUGACUCGACCGCUCCCGUCGGCGGCCAUAUCCACUGCGCCUACUUUAUGCCGGCUGUCGAGUGGCUUGCGGCUUUUGUAUAG
Molecule: messenger RNA, 1053 nt
Organism: Drepanopeziza brunnea f. sp. 'multigermtubi' MB_m1
Lineage: Eukaryota; Fungi; Ascomycota; Leotiomycetes; Helotiales; Drepanopezizaceae
Molecular function (GO): lipase activity
Source: RefSeq, a predicted model, not a curated record